UCAAAAUACAUGAACAUUUGAAGUUCUUGUGAUCAUAUGGAUGUUUCUCACUGUGAUUGAAAUAUGUGAUACGUUAAUUUAUUUACACUCGGAACUAAAACAAAUAGAUGCAUAACAUAUGUUUGUAUAUAGAUGUUUUUACACUUAACUAUGAUUAAUUAAAAUAUUUGUUAUAGAUUUUUGUUUCAUUCAAUGAUUUUAGUAUAAGAAGUUGACAGAUACUUAGUUCAUGAAUCCAAAGAUAACACAUCAAUAUGUAUUAAUACUUCAUCCAAAUUAAGAAAAGGUAUUGGAAGAAAAUAGAGAUGUUUUUAAUAAUAAUACAGUAAUUUUUAAAAUCGAAAAUCGAGAUUACCUGAGUGGAGUGGACAUUAGACAAACGUGAAGAUUGUGUAUACCAUAUAAAGGACAAGUCUUAUCAGUCCAAUUAUAUUAGGGGAGCCCCCAAAUGGAUUUUCUUUUAUGUACAACGAAAAAGAUUUCAUUUUUAUCAAUCUUUUUUGUGUUAUUGAUUAGGAUUACACAACAAUGGGGUUUGAGACAGACGAAGCAAGUUCAUCAACCCAUGUACCUGGAGAGGAUGUGCCAUUUUUGGGCCAAAAUCAACAACUUUCUUCUCCUUUAAAGACUUUUGCUAAUAUUUUCAUGUCUUUCGUUGGUGCAGGGGUUCUUGGACUUCCGUACACAUUCAAGAGAACAGGAUGGGUAAUGGGGUCUCUCUUGAUCAUCUCAAUAGCCACUCUUUCUUAUUACUGUAUGAUGCUUCUUGUUUAUUGUAGGCGUAAGCUUGAAUCCCAAUUUGAAGGUGCAAAAAUCUCAUCUUUUGGUGAUUUGGGAUUUGCUGUGUGUGGACCUAUUGGUCGUUUUGUUGUUGAUGUUAUGAUUGUUCUCUCCCAAGCAUGUUUUUCAGUUGGAUACAUGAUUUUCAUUGGUAAUACUUUAGUAUAUCUGUUUAAUUCUUCUGUCAUAGAAACAAAUCCCAGAAUCUUGGGAUUUUCACCUAAAUCGGUGUAUAUUUGGAGCUGUUUCCCCUUCCAGUUGGGGUUGAAUUCAAUUCCAACACUAACCCUUUUAGCCCCUUUGAGUAUUUUUGCUGAAAUUGUUGAUUUAGGAGCUUUGGGUGUAGUGAUGGUUGAAGAUGUGCUAAUUUACCUCAAGAAUAGGCCUAGUUUAGAAAUGUGUGGUGGAUUCAGUGUGUUUUUCUAUGGUCUUGGUGUGGCUGUUUUUGCUUUUGAAGGGAUGGGAAUGGUGUUGCCUCUGGAAUCUGAGACAAGAGACAAAAACAAAUUUGGGAAAAUAUUGGGUUUGUCAGUUGCCUUUGUAGCAUUUUUAUAUGGUGCUUUUGGAGCAUUGGGUUACUUUGCCUUUGGGGAAGAGACCAAGGAUAUAAUCACUACUAAUUUUCGACAGGGAUCGCUUAGCAGCCUGGUGCAGCUUGGCCUUUGCAUAAACCUCUUCUUGGCUUUCCCACUGAUGAUGAAUCCAGUUUAUGAAGUGAUGGAAAGGAGAUUCUAUGAAGGCAGAUACUGCUUGUGGUUGAGAUGGCUUGUGGUUUUGACAGUCUGUUGUGUGGCAUUGACAGUACCUAAUUUUGCUGAUUUCAUGUCAUUGGUUGGUAGCAGUGUGAGUGUUGUUUUGGGGUUUGUGUUGCCUGCUUUUUUUCACUUGAUUGUCUUUAAGGAUGAGCUGGGCUGGUAUAGUUUGGCUUUGGAUGCUGCAUUUAUUUUCAUGGGCACAGCUUUUGCAGUGUAUGGAACCUAUUCAUCCUUGGCAAAGAUCUUUUCAGAAUUGGCUUAGCUUUUUCUUUAUUUUUCAUGUGAAGAUAUUUUUAUAAGAUGCAUAUUUCGCACCCUGAUAAAUUUUUCAAGUUACCCUUGGCCGAUGAUAAACAGCA
Molecule: messenger RNA, 1894 nt
Organism: Solanum tuberosum (potato)
Lineage: Eukaryota; Viridiplantae; Streptophyta; Magnoliopsida; Solanales; Solanaceae
Product: amino acid transporter ANTL1-like
Exons: 1
Coding region: 529-1797 (422 amino acids)
Biological process (GO): neutral amino acid transport; amino acid transmembrane transport
Cellular component (GO): vacuolar membrane
Molecular function (GO): L-amino acid transmembrane transporter activity; neutral L-amino acid transmembrane transporter activity
Source: RefSeq, a predicted model, not a curated record